UCCGGCCAAAGCUCCAUCGCCAACGAUGACAUGGCCGAGCUCCUCCUCGGGGAGUCGAAGCUGGAGCAGUUCCUGAAGGAGCACCCUCUGCGGCAGGGGGCCAGCCCCCGGGGCCCCCGGCCGCAGCUGACCGAGGUCCGCAAGCAUCUGACCGCUGCCCUGGACCGAGGGAACCUCAAGUCAGAAUUCCUACAAGAAUCCAGUCUGAUCAUGGCCAAGCUGAAUUACGUGGAAGGCGAUUAUAAGGAAGCCCUGAACAUUUACGCACAAGUGGGCCUGGAUGACCUGCCGCUCACGGCGGCGCCUCCGUACCGGCUGCGGGUGAUCGCUGAGGCCUACGCUACCAAAGGACUGUGUUUAGAGAAGCUGCCUAUCUCGUCUUCUACCAGUAACCUCCACGUGGACCGGGAGCAGGAUGUCAUCACCUGUUACGAGAAAGCGGGGGACAUCGCCCUCCUGUACCUCCAGGAGAUAGAGAGGGUAAUACUUUCUAAUAUUCAGAACAGAAGCCCCAAGCCUGGCCCUGCUCCCCACGAUCAAGAACUAGGGUUUUUCCUAGAAACAGGACUUCAGAGAGCCCAUGUCCUCUAUUUCAAAAAUGGGAACUUGACGAGAGGAGUCGGGAGAUUCAGAGAGAUCCUCAGAGCAGUCGAAACAAGGACCACUCAAAACCUGCGAAUGACGAUAGCCAGGCAGCUGGCCGAGAUCCUGCUGCGGGGCAUGUGUGAGCAGAGCUACUGGAACCCCCUGGAGAGCCCGCCCUGCCAGUUGCCUCUGGACGACCCUCUCCGGAAAGGAGCCAACACGAAAACCUACACCCUCACCCGCAGAGCCCGCGUCUACGCAGGAGAGAACAUUUUUUGUCCUCAAGAAAACACUGAAGAAGCCCUGUUGUUACUGCUGAUUAGUGAAUCAAUGGCCAACCGGGACGCUGUGCUAAGCAGGAUCCCCGAGCACAAGAGUGACUGCCUCAUCAGCCUGCAGAGUGCGUCUGUGGUCUAUGACUUACUGACCAUUGCUCUGGGAAGAAGAGGCCAGUAUGAGAUGCUGUCGGAGUGCUUAGAAAGAGCCAUGAAGUUUGCCUUCGAGGAGUUCCACCUCUGGUACCAGUUUGCUCUCUCGCUAAUGGCUGCUGGGAAAUCCGCCCGAGCCGUGAAGGUGCUGAAGGAGUGCAUCCGCCUGAAGCCCGACGACGCCACCAUCCCUCUGCUCGCCGCCAAGCUGUGCAUGGGCUCCCUGCACUGGCUGGAAGAAGCUGAAAAUUUUGCCAAAACUGUUGUCGAUGUGGGAGAGAAAACAUCCGAGUUCAAGGCCAAAGGCUACUUAGCUCUGGGACUCACGUACAGCCUGCAGGCCACUGAUGCUUCUUUGCGAGGGAUGCAGGAGGUCCUGCAGAGAAAGGCGCUGCUCGCGUUUCAGAGGGCCCACAGCCUGUCGCCUACAGAUCACCAGGCUGCCUUCUACCUGGCUCUGCAGCUUGCCAUCUCCAGGCAGAUACCGGAGGCUUUGGGGUACGUCCGCCAAGCUCUUCAACUUCAGGGGGAUGAUGCCAACUCCCUGCACCUGCUCGCCCUCCUCCUGUCAGCACAAAAACACUACCACGACGCUCUGAACAUCAUCGACAUGGCCCUGAGCGAAUAUCCAGAAAAUUUCAUACUGCUGUUCUCCAAAGUGAAGUUGGAGUCGCUCUGCCGGGGCCCGGAUGAGGCGCUCCUCACCUGUAAGCACAUGUUACAAAUAUGGAAAUCCUGCUACAACCUCACCAACCCCAGUGAUUCGGGACGAGGGAGCAGCCUCUUGGAUCGGACCAUCGCAGACAGACGGCAGCUGAACACCAUCACUUUGCCAGACUUCAGCGAUCCCGAGACAGGCUCUGUCCACGCCACGUCAGUAGCAGCCUCCAGGGUGGAGCAGGCUCUGUCGGAAGUGGCCUCGUCUCUGCAGAGCAGCGCCCCCAAGCAGGGCCCACUACACCCCUGGAUGACACUGGCACAGAUCUGGCUCCACGCAGCGGAAGUCUACAUCGGCAUCGAGAAGCCCGCGGAAGCCACCGCCUGCACCCAGGAAGCUGCCAACCUCUUCCCAAUGUCCCACAACGUGCUGUACAUGCGGGGCCAGGUCGCUGAGCUCCGCGGCCACCUGGAGGAAGCCCAGCGCUGGUAUGAGGAAGCCUUGUCCAUCAGCCCCACCCACGUGAAGAGCAUGCAGCGACUGGCCCUGAUCCUGCACCAGCUGGGCCGCUACAGCCUGGCGGAGAAGAUCCUCCGGGACGCGGUGCAGGUGAACUCCACGGCCCACGAGGUCUGGAACGGGCUGGGCGAGGUCCUCCAAGCGCAGGGCAACGACGCGGCCGCCACCGAGUGCUUCCUGACCGCCCUGGAGCUGGAGGCCAGCAGCCCCGCCGUGCCCUUCACCAUCAUCCCCCGCGUGCUGUGAGCGUCCUGCCACCCCGAGGGCGCACGUCUGCCACACUGAGGCCCCGUGGGUGCCCCAGGGACCGCAGUGAAGGAACCAAACCGACCCCGCUGUGUCCACACGCACCUCCCUGUCCUUUGCCAGCCCGGCGAUCGUUUCUGAACCAACACGUUGUGCUCAGUGGAUAAUGUGCCAUAUUUUGUCAGCUAGCAUCGAGUUUUCAGUAAAAAAAAAAAGAUGAUGGAAUUAAUCAGCACAUGUAGGAGAAUCUAUUCCAAGUGGAAGGCGAGUGGCAGAGCAGAUAUUUUUAUCAGAGCUGUCCCCUCCUGCCCACCCCCGCUCCUGCCCCAGCGCGGCCCAGAAACCAAUGUGAAUUUUCUGUUCCCCACCUCAGCACUAGUCUAUGCCGGGACACCAGCUGACAACUUCUUGGUUUUAUUGUCAAUGAUUGUACCACGUGAUGAAUUACUGUCCUCACUUAGAACAAAGCGCGAGUCCAAGAAUAUUUAUAUUUUACCAAUAUAUGCCUGUUACGAGAGAAGGAAAUAUGAGUUAUUUAAGUUUAACUUUUUUAUGUGAAUUCAGAGUUUAUUUAUCGAUGGAAAUAUGUACAAAGAAGCUGCAAAUGGAAUAUUUACCGACAUUCCUUAUACAUGACAGACACUUGGCUAAAUGGGAAGAUGAUGUUAAUAAUAAAAUGAUUUUUAAAUGGAAAAAAAA
Messenger RNA from Oryctolagus cuniculus (rabbit), 3135 nucleotides. The record is from RefSeq and is a predicted model, not a curated record. Lineage: Eukaryota; Metazoa; Chordata; Mammalia; Lagomorpha; Leporidae.